GCCGGAGGCUGCGCCGAGGAGCGGCCGGGAGGGAUGGGGAGCGGGCCGCCGGGGCUUCUCGGGGACCGGCGCGGGGCGUAGCGGCGCGGGCGCGCGGGCGAGGCGUGCGGGCGCUGGAGCACUUCGCGAUAGGAUGAGGCUCCGGGCUGGCGCGCGGUAGUACUAUGAUUUGGUAUGUGGCCACUUUGAUAGCAAGUGUGAUCAGCACCCGAGGGCUCGCGGCUCAAGGCGCCCACGGCCUGCGAGAGGAGCCUGAGUUUGUGACCGCUCGUGCUGGCGAGAGUGUGGUCCUGCGAUGCGACGUGAUCCACCCCGUGACGGGACAGCCCCCGCCCUAUGUGGUAGAGUGGUUCAAGUUCGGGGUCCCCAUCCCUAUCUUCAUCAAGUUUGGCUACUACCCGCCCCACGUGGACCCUGAGUAUGCAGGCCGGGCCAGUCUUCAUGAUAAAGCAUCCCUGCGGCUGGAGCAGGUGCGCUCUGAGGACCAGGGCUGGUAUGAGUGCAAAGUGCUCAUGCUGGACCAGCAGUAUGACACCUUCCACAACGGCAGCUGGGUGCACCUCACCAUCAAUGCCCCUCCCACCUUUACAGAAACACCCCCCCAGUACAUCGAGGCCAAGGAGGGGGGUAGUAUUACCAUGACCUGCACAGCUUUUGGGAAUCCCAAGCCUAUCGUCACCUGGCUCAAGGAGGGGAUGCUCCUCAGUGCUAGUGGGAAGUACCAGGUGAGUGAUGGCAGCCUGACGGUGACAUCUGUCAGUCGGGAGGACAGAGGUGCCUACACCUGUCGGGCAUACAGUAUCCAGGGGGAGGCUGUCCACACCACCCACCUGCUUGUCCAAGGGCCUCCUUUCAUCGUUUCCCCUCCUGAGAACAUCACUGUCAACAUCUCCCAGGAUGCUCUGCUCACCUGCCGGGCAGAGGCGUAUCCAGGCAACCUCACAUACACCUGGUACUGGCAGGACGAGAACGUCUAUUUCCAGAAUGACUUGAAGCUGAGGGUGCGGAUCCUGAUAGAUGGGACGCUGAUCAUUUUCCGGGUGAAGCCAGAGGAUGCUGGGAAGUACACUUGUGUUCCUAGCAACAGCCUGGGGCGCUCGCCUUCAGCCUCAGCUUACUUGACUGUACAGUACCCGGCUCGUGUCCUCAACAUGCCCCCUGUGAUCUACGUGCCUGUGGGGAUCCACGGCUACAUCCGCUGCCCUGUGGAUGCAGAGCCGCCAGCCACUGUGGUGAAGUGGAACAAGGACGGGCGCCCCCUGCAGGUAGAGAAGAACCUGGGUUGGACCUUGAUGGAGGACGGCUCCAUUCGGAUCGAGGAAGCCACAGAGGAGGCUCUUGGCACUUACACGUGUGUGCCUUACAACACCCUAGGGACCAUGGGCCAGUCUGCUCCCGCUCGGCUCGUCCUGAAGGACCCCCCGUAUUUCACGGUGCUACCAGGCUGGGAGUACAGGCAGGAGGCUGGCCGAGAGCUGCUCAUCCCCUGUGCAGCUGCAGGGGACCCCUUCCCUGUCAUCACCUGGAGAAAGGUAGGGAAGCCCAGCAGAAGCAAGCACAGUGCCCUGCCCAGCGGGAGCCUCCAGUUCCGUGCCCUGAGCAAGGAGGACCAUGGGGAGUGGGAAUGUGUCGCCACCAACGUGGUCACGACCAUCACUGCCAGCACCCACCUCACUGUCAUCGGCACCAGCCCCCACGCCCCAGGCAGUGUCCGGGUCCAGGUCUCCAUGACAACUGCCAACGUGUCCUGGGAGCCAGGCUAUGAUGGAGGCUACGAGCAGACAUUCUCAGUUUGGAUGAAGCGGGCACAGUUUGGGCCCCAUGACUGGCUGUCCUUGUCAGUGCCACCGGGCCCCAACUGGCUGCUAGUGGACACCCUGGAGCCCGAGACCACUUACCAGUUCAGUGUCUUGGCCCAGAACAAGCUGGGCACCAGCGCCUUCAGUGAGGUGGUCACUGUGAACACUUUAGCAUUCCCUAUCACAACUCCAGAACCUCUGGUGCUGGUUACCUCACCAAGGUGCCUCACAGCCAACCGGACCCAGCAGGGUGUGCUCCUGUCCUGGCUCCCACCUGCCAACCACAGCUUCCCCAUCGACCGCUACAUCAUGGAGUUCCGAGUCGGGGAGCGCUGGGAAAUGCUGGAUGAUGCCAUUCCAGGCACCGAUGGAGAUUUCUUUGCCAAGGAUCUGUCGCAGGACACCUGGUAUGAGUUCCGGGUUCUGGCCGUCAUGCAGGACCUGAUCAGUGAGCCCAGCAACAUCGCCGGUGUCUCCAGUACAGACAUCUUCCCGCAGCCGGACCUGACUGAGGAUGGGCUGGCCCGGCCUGUGUUGGCUGGAAUCGUUGCUACCAUCUGCUUCUUGGCAGCCGCCAUCCUGUUCAGCACUCUGGCCGCCUGCUUUGUCAACAAGCAACGCAAGCGCAAACUCAAGCGAAAAAAAGAUCCUCCACUGUCCAUCACCCACUGCAGGAAGAGUCUCGAGUCUCCCUUGUCCUCUGGCAAGGUGAGUCCAGAGAGCAUCCGCACGCUCCGCGCCCCAUCCGAGUCCUCUGAUGACCAGGGCCAGCCUGCAGCCAAGAGGAUGCUGAGCCCUACCCGGGAGAAGGAGCUGUCCCUGUACAAGAAAACCAAGAGAGCCAUCAGCAGCAAGAAGUACAGUGUGGCCAAGGCCGAGGCCGAGGCCGAGGCUACCACUCCCAUUGAACUGAUCAGCAGAGGCCCUGAUGGCCGUUUUGUGAUGGACCCCUCCGAGAUCGAACCCUCAAUGAAGACCCGGCGCAUCGAGGGUUUUCCCUUUGCGGAGGAGACAGACAUGUACCCUGAGUUCCGGCAGUCGGAUGAGGAGAACGAAGACCCUCUCGUGCCCACAUCUGUGGCUGCCCUGAAGCCUCAGCUGACACCUCUGUCUUCCAGCCAGGAGUCCUACCUGCCUCCACCAGCAUACAGUCCUCGCUUCCAGCCUCGAGGCCUUGAGGGCCCCAGCGGCUUGGGAGGACGGCUGCAGGCCACGGGCCAGGCGAGGCCCCCAGUGCCCAGGCCCUUCCACCAUGGCCAGUAUUAUGGGUACCUCAGCAGCAGCAGCCCUGGGGAAGUGGAGCCACCACCCUUCUACAUGCCAGAAGUGGGCAGCCCCCUGAGCUCAGUCAUGUCAUCCCCACCCCUGCACGGCGAGGGGCCUUUUGGCCACCCUACCAUCCCAGAGGAGAACGGAGAAAAUGCCUCCAAUAGCACUCUGCCCUUGACUCAGACACCUACGGGAGGGCGCUCCCCUGAGCCCUGGGGCCGGCCGGAAUUCCCCUUUGGGGGCCUGGAAGCCCCAGCCAUGAUGUUCCCCCACCAGCUGCACCCUCGGGAUGUAGCUGAGAGUCUGCAGCCCCAGGCCUGCCUGCCCCGAGGACUGCCACCCACUUCCCUGCAGGUACCUGCAGCCUACCCUGGGAUGCUGUCUCUGGAGGCGCCCAAGAGUUGGGCAGGCAAAUCUCCUGGCAGGGGCCCUGCCCCGGCGCCCCCCACCGCCAAGUGGCAGGACAGACCUGUGCAACCCUUGGCUAGCCAAGGGCAGCUGAGACAUACCAGCCAAGGUAUGGGCAUACCUGUGUUGCCUUACCCCGAGCCAGCUGAGCCGGGGGGGCAUGGUGGCCCCAGCACAUUUGGCCUGGACACUCGGUGGUAUGAGCCCCAGCCCCGGCCCCGGCCCAGCCCCCGGCAGGCCCGGCGCACCGAGCCCAGUUUACAUCAAGUGGUGCUACAGCCUUCCCGGCUCUCACCUCUGACCCAAAGCCCCCUCAGCUCCCGCACUGGCUCACCUGAGCUCGCUGCUCGAGCUCGGCCACGUCCGGGUCUCCUGCAGCAGGCAGAGAUGUCAGAGAUCACCCUACAACCGCCAGCCGCGGUCAGCUUCUCUCGCAAGUCCACGCCAUCCACAGGUUCCCCUUCCCAGAGCAGCCGCAGCGGGAGCCCCAGCUACCGGCCCGCCAUGGGCUUCACCACUCUGGCUACAGGCUACCCUUCCCCUCCACCGGGCCCUGCCCCCGCAGCGCCUGGGGACAACCUGGAUGUGUUUGGACAGACACCUUCCCCCCGGAGGAUGGGGGAGGAGCUGCUCCGACCAGAGCCCCCAACAACGUUACCUACUUCAGGAAUACUCCCACCUGCUCCCGGGAAUGCUGCUGCACCUGAGAGGCUGGAGGCUCUGAAAUACCAACGGAUAAAGAAGCCCAAAAAGUCAUCCAAGGGCUCCUCGAAGUCAAAGAAACGAUCCGACGGUUCUGCCUCUCAGGCUCAGCAGCGUCCCAACUCUCAGGUUCUGUGGCCCGACGAAGCUGUCUGCCUCCGAAAGAAGAAGAGACACUCUCGUCCUGACCCCUUUGCCCGGCUGUCAGACUUGUGCCACCGCCAGCUUCCAGAAGACCAGACGGCGAUCCUCAACAGCGUGGAUCACGAUGACCCAGGCCAUGCCACUCUGCUAUGACUCCAUACCACUCUGAGUGUCCCUAGGGCAGGCUGUAGGGCUGAGGGCUGGGGAGAGACUUUGCGUGGGCCAUGUCCUCUUCUGUCCACCGAGGGAUGGCUCCCUCUCCUGCGUGCCUCUUCUCCCCCCAGGUCCUGGCCAGCUGGCCUUGUCCACAGGACAGAGGCCUGGGCAGACCUUCUGCCUGUGGGUGAGAGUCAGGGAGUGACUGGGUGACAGGAAGUCGUCUGGCUCUGUCCCACCUCCCCCUCGUCACUUAGAUGGAAUACUCUCACCUCUUCAAAUGUCUUUGGAAGUGAAGAAGAGGAAAGCAAUGGCUUUUACUGCUCUGCUUCUGUUUCAGUUUUUCACAUCCUGGGAGAGGGCUGGACCUCUCCUUUCUUCCAGACUCCACAUAUAUAUAGAUAUAGGUACAAUGCACAUGUAUGUAGUUGGUGGGUUUCUCUGUGUAUAUAUAUAUAUAUAUAUAUGUACAUUGGAGCAAAGUGCUGUUUCUUUCUGUGGUCCAUGAGAAGGAGGAGUAGUGGACAGCUGGGGUUUGUGAGUGGGGGUGGCCUCGGUUGGCCGGGUGCCCUCUUGUCUGCCUCGGGGGACUUCCUGCUGAAACAGAGUUCAUGCCUCUUGGCUGAGUUCACCAUCAUCCUCUCGAGCUUCUCCCCUCCGGAGCAGAAAUGGAGCCCUGCCACGAUUAUGACUAGGGGCUCAGCAGUGAGUUACCGCUGAACAAAACCAAGCCUUGAUUGCUCGGUCACUGGUGGGGAAAAGGUAAGCAGGCGCAGGGCCAGACCAGUGUCUUUCUUCUUCCACAGUUGGCUCACACUUCAGAAGUGGAAGCUGCCUCAUGGUGGGGCUGACAGGCGGGCUCUGGUGCAUAUGCCCGAGUCCACAUGACCAUGCCUCAGUUCCUUUCAGUCCAGGAGCCCGCGGCCAAAGGUCCUCUCAUCUGGAGCCACCUGUGCGGAGCCUGGAGCUGCCACAGCUCUAUUUAUAUCUGUCUCUGCUCAGCACUCUCUGGGGUGCUGCUCCACCACGGCUGAUUGGCUCCUCCUUUCCUUUUGUGGAAGCUAAUUCUCCAGAUUGAUUAAUUGCCACUUAUGCGGAGCCAUCCGCGGCUUCUCUGCAUCCUUGCCGUGCGCUGCCUGCUGUUCCACUUUGCCUGCGGUCCUCUCCAUCCUCAGGACCUGCACUCUGGUAGCAUGGGCUCCAGUAAAGUGAGGGUGUCUUCCCAGUUCACCGCAGGCGAGCUGACUGAUGCUUAGGAGCAAAGGUAGAAGGGGUGGCAGGCUGGGGCCUGCCAGUCCUUCUGCCAAAAUCUUGUCCUACUUCAAACCAUUAGCACCUAGAAACUUCCUCAAGCAGUCUUCCUGCUCAGAACUACCCGUGUCUUCCCAGCAGGGUGCAGGGCCGAGGGUAGGGUGAAGAGUGUGGCUGUGCUUGCCAUCCCCUCUUCUGUAGCUUGGUCUGGCCUAGGAUGGCAGGAGCCACCAGGUUUCUGGAAGUGUUUUCUUCUUAGUGCUGCUGUCUUGUGGGGACACCACCUUUCCCCAGUGACCUGCUUGGACACUGACCAUGUCAAAGCCUCAAAGGCUUCUGCUGGUCUUACUGCAGCCACCAGUGGCUUUGCCCAGUGACCGAAGUGAAGUGUGGCCUCCAAGGGCUGGGAGGCUUGUUCUUUUGCUGGAGCUUCCAUCUUGGGGACAGACUUUGUCUCAGCCAGCCAGGCCUUGUGCUUCCUUCUCUGUCCUAGUGAGCUGAGGACUUGCUCUGCCAUGCAAGCCACGCCACCACAGCUCAUUUCUGGACAUGGGUGAGAGAGGUGCAGAGGGUAGUUUCAGUCAUUCUGGGACUAGCUGUGGGCCUUUGGGGUGCACUCCAGAUGUUUCAGCAGAUACCUUCCUUUGGGGAAUGGAAAUGCACUUGACCACUGGGAAGCAGCUCUGGCGAAGUUAAGAGUAGAGUUUUGCAGCUCUCUGUGUUCCUUUCAGUGGCCAUGCUACCACUGCCACUGUGCCACAUGGGCUGCUCCUGGGGCAUCUCUCCCAGGGGCCAUCAGAAGCAGGCCUGCCUGAACUGCCAACCAGUGUGAGAUGUGGGGCUCACAGCAGGUCAGUCUGUGGCCUCUGUUCCCCUUUUGGAGUGUGUGAUUCCUUCACCAGGGUGGCCAGCCCAGGGCCUGGGACGGAAUGUGAAUAUGGAGUGUCAGGGCUGCUGGACAUGAGGAUGAAUUCAGGCAGCUGUUCUGAGCAGCCUUCUGGGAAUUUUAGGCCCUGAAGCUGUCUGGGCCUUUAGGUUAGGAGAGGAAAGAAGGGAAGUUGAGGUGGAACGCUUUGCUUCCUUGGAAUGUUGUACCAGGCCAGGAAGCAUAGCUUGAGGCUGAGGUGCUGUAGCCGUGUCUGGGCUUUCCUGGGCCCAGGGCUAACAAAGGUGCUGACUCCUGCCUCCUUUCCUUGCCUCUAGCAGCGCCCCUUACCUCAGUACAUAAGACCAAAUGGCAGAAGCUGUGCUUUUGCUGGCCACUGGGUGGCAGCUCUGCUGUGAGUCUCCAGAGCUGGGAAGGGACACAAGGUCUACCCAUUCCUUGGUGGCCUUGGACUUAUUCACCUCCCAACAUGUCUUUCUUCUUGUGACUGUGUCCUUGGAGGCCAGCCUCCUUUCUGUACCUCUGGAAGCGAUUUCAGUCCUUCAAUUAAGGACUGCAGAGGAAGUUCACAGAAUCCAAUUUUGUUUGCCCAUGGGACAGAGGAUGAAGGUGUCGCAGGUACACUGUUAAGUGCUGUGUGUGGACAUGUGAAUGCGAGUCUGUAUGGUGAGUGUAUCCAUUUCUAGGGGCCAGUGUCCUUUGUGCUCUGCCUUGGAACAUGGCAAUGACUACUAUGAAGCCUCUUAGAACUUUCACCCUCUCCUCUGUGGGAGAUCAGUCUUCCAGACUUCCCUUUUUAGGAUCUGGUAGCUUUGUAGUAGAUGUAGUUCAAAAAAAAAACAAAAAAAAAAAACAAGAAACAAACCUGUCUUGUAUCUUGGAUUUCUUUGCCUGCAGCUUUCUUCUGCAUCUUGGCUGGCAACAGUGGCUGUUGGGGCAACAGUUGGUCCACAGACCAGGAAGACAGUAAGAUGGUCUCUAAGAGGCUUGAAAGUGCUUAGGGAAGUAGUGAGCAAUAAGGAAGUGAACUCGGUUUCUUGAUGUGCUGGCUGACCACCAGCAGGCUUCAUGGCUGGGAGCAGAAGCCAUGUGUAGAUGGUCUUUGGUGGUUAUGGUGCAGCAUCUGCCAGGGACUGUGCCUAACGACCCGCCUUUCUUCCCAGUAUUCUUGGAGAGACCAGGGUGAGAGAGGCCAUCUAGAUGCCUCCUUUCUCAACAAGAGGAGUGCCUCUGCCUCAAGGGCCAUGCGAGGCCAGAGCCUUUCUUAAGGGUCUGGUCAUAGUUGUGCCACUGGGGGAUGGCUCCAGCAGCAGUGGACAAGGAGGGUGCUUGCUGGUAUUUUUCCAUGCUCUCCAUCUUGAUUUCUGAUCUAAAAUAUCUGGGGUUAAAUGGAUUUCAGCUGUUUAUUCCUCUGUGCUUUUCCUGCACAGGAAACUGGAUAAGGUUCACGGGUAGAAUUCCUUUUUCUUUUUCUGGCAAGGCCGACAAACAGCUUCAGGAGAGAAACUGAGGCCACAGAACAUCAGGCAUCUUUGCCACCACUCAGGAUUUGAGUCAGACCUGACGUGUGCGUGGCUGGAACAGUUUUCUUCCAAUGUUAGCAAAUGUCUUUUGGGGUUUUGGUGUGGGUUGGGGAAGAAUUGUAGAUAAAAUAAAUUUUAUCAAUAUGUAGAGAACCCUAGGAAAAAACCCUAAUGGCUAAUCUUGGACUGCUUUGUUUGCAUGUAAAGGAGCUUUAGGGGGCAUUAUAGAGAUUUGGGGGGCAGCAGGAAAAAAUUUAAGGGCAGAGAUGGGCAGGAAUGAGGGGAGGCUCCCUGCCACUGUUUGGGAGCUAUGAGCAUUACUGCUGGUUGGCCCUUUUGUCUCUUCCCCAGAACAGAGGCAAUGCAGGCUCCAGGCAGAUGGAGGCUUGGAGUCCUGCUCUGGUACUGCUGGGGAGAGGGCUCAGGAGGGGUCUCAGUGGCUAUCUCUCUGUUAAACAAAAUCACUGACCAGCAGUCCUUGACCAUGUUUUAGGAGGAGGUGUUAGAGAGCUGAAACAUGAAGAAGAGGCCUGAUCCUUUGCCAGGGUGGGAGGUUGAAGGGCGUAGAGCAUUGGUGCUGUCAUGGGGGAGGAGCAGGGCCUUGGGGCAGCAUGCCUUGCCACUCUCCUUGAGACACAAUGACAGGGUAGUGUGCACACUGGGGCAUUAUCCCAAGGAGGAAAAGUGACCGCUCGCAGAGGGGCAGGUAGAGGAGAGAUGACAGUAGAGAGCCUGGGGACGGAAAUAGGAGGGGAUUCAGCCACUGAGAACAGGUUGAGGCUGGGCUGGCAUCCAUGCUUGGACUGUCUCAAAAGAGGUCCCGCUUCUUAGCCAGACUUUUUGCUUCUUCUAGAAUUAGUUUCUGACACUAAGUGCCCAGACAUGCUUAUCUCUGGCACGUGCUUCAACUUUGUGUAUCUCUUUUUUGAGUACCCUCAGGUCCAGAGCUGGGAGACUCAUCUUGAAAUGGCCAGUCUGUCAUUAGCUCAAGGUCAGUGGCAAAGGAAGGAUUGUUCUAAGGGGCUUCUUGUGCUUGUUCUGGUAAGCAGAAGUGGCAGGUGGCCUUUCUCUUUGUCCAUCAUCUGAAGGUGUUCACAGGUCCUUGGUGACAGUGGUGGGCUGGGCUUCUGCAUUUGCCAUCCUUCUUGGGUUACAGAGGAUCCCUUCAGGCCAUGGAGCAGUGGUUAGGCCUUGACGUUUUAUCUCUACUUUCUCUUCUUUUGAAAGUUAGUCACCGGUCUACAGCUGAGGUAGGAAUGCAUUCCACCCUGAAAUCAGACACCAGCCUUUCUUCCUUUCUUAAUGUCUCCAGCUCUGCUUCCCUUUGGAUCAAGAGGCAGAAUUAAAAAUCUCCUUUUUAGAAGAAGUCAGUAAACCAAGGAUCAAAGCCAAGACUGGACUUCAGCACUCUUACCAACUUGAUGUUUGGUUAGGGGUGUCUCUUCUGACAGUGCAUCUGCAUAGGGCCAGACCCUUAUUUCUGGGCCCCUAUCUAUACUUUUAGGUAAGUCUUUCAGGAACAAAUAUACUUCCCCCUCCAGAUGUUUUGUGUGUUGUUUUGCCAAGAGGGUAGAGGUUUUUUUCAGGCCUUCAUUUUGAGCUGAUACAAAAAUUCCCAAUCUAUUGACUUCUGGUCCAAAGACACCUGUAGACCCUCACGUUUUCUGUGUCAAGAAAAAAUUAAGCGCUACUGCAAAUACUAUUAAUGGCUGGCCAUGCCUUAGAGGAGGAAAAGUUGGAGUGUCUUGACUGAUAAACACUUUGAUAGAACAGCAGCCAGUCUUUGAUAUUACUUGGGAAUUCUCUUCUGCAGAGGUUAGUAUUAGUGCUUAGGGAUUCUGAAGACAGCUGAUGACACCACAGCUUUGGAUGCUGCCAGGGAAAGCUAGAGAGUUAACUAAAGUGGCACAAAGCCUCUUCCCAUCCCUGGUCCUUUGUUGUCUACUUUUCCCAUCCCUCUACAUGGUGACAGGAAUAUCUCUCUGAGCCUGUUUUUCUUCUGAGUCUUGAAGAAAUCUGUCUCACCAAUGCUGUAUCCCUGCCGCCAGCACUGGAUUUCCUGGAUUUAUUUUAGGAUGAGAGCUAGCUCUCCCCCUGUACCCUGUACACUCAAGAGUUAGGCUCCCUUUCCUUCCCUCCCUCACUUCUGUAUGGCUCCAGAGAUCUUGAACUUGUGCACGGACAGGGAAGUGGUUGGGUGGGGAAGGGAAUUUGGGAGGGUAUUGGGGUUGUCUGGGGAGGGAUAUUUGCAUUUUUCAGCCUUAGGAAUACUGCAAGCAUGCUUUAGCUAUGUUUGGGGUUUCACCUAAGUAGAUGGAAGGGGCCAAUGCCCAGUGCCUCCUCAUGUCAAUGAAGAUGGCCUGGUGGUAUUUUGCUUCUUUUUGGCUUAGGGAAUCUAUGACACCUUCUAUCUGGUGAAAGAACUAAACCUCCUGAUCAUCUUGCAAUCCUUGAAAGGGAAACUCAAUCACCGUAUCAAUGAGUAUUUCCAAUGGCUACUGUGGACAGUGAGCAGUCCGUCCUGAGUUAACAUUGUCUUUGGCUGGGUCAGAGGAAUUGGAUUCCCUUACCUGUCCUUCUGCAGGUGCGAGGCAUCUCCCUGCUCUCUAACCCUCGCCAGCUGACUAUUCUAGUGUUCCUUUCCUGGGUUCAGGAAAUGUGUGUGGUGGGUGUGUGCAAGAGUGUGUGCGUGGAAUCUGUGUGUGGAGGUGUGUGUGGUGCAUCUGUUGUGUGUGUGUAAGAGAUGUGUAGGGACACACUGCUUUGCCUGAACAGUAUCAGGCCUAGGAGACCCUCCUUUUUGUUGGCUCUUUCUUGGGUAGCGGGGUCACAUUAGUAAUACACCAUGUUGGGUGUAUUUUUUAUGGAGAUUGUAUAUAAAAUUAUAUAAAUAUAGAUAACUUGUUCUAUUUUAAGGAGUUAGGGAACUUACAGGGGGGUGAGGAUCAGAUGCAACAGUAGUGACUUACAGUAGGAGUCUCAGGCAAGUGGUCCUCAUGGAGUGGAGACUAGAUGAGCAAGAGAUGCAAGCUGGGCAGAAUGUGCAGGGCACGUGCCCCUCAUACAUAUACAAAUAUAAAGAAAACCUAUAUAAAAUCUAUCUAGUUAGCUUAUCUAUAUAUCUGUAUGAAGUCAUAGUUUGCUUUAUUUUUGUACCUGUGUUUAGAGAUGCUUUGAGCAGUGUCACCGUUCCCACAUGGGGAACUGUCUCACGCUUUGAUGCCACCUCCUUCUCCGUCCUUCCCGGGAUGCACUCUCUGUUCAGAGAUGCUUGGGUCUUUCUACUUGAAGUGUGUGUAUAUGAAAAAACUUUAAAAUGAAACAAAUAACUUACUUGUAGAUGCACAAGUGAAGUGCAAGCUGUGGAGAGUUGUAGGAUCCAAUGACCCCAGAGAACUUGGGUCCCAGUAUCUCUUGGCAUUGAGAGGGGACACUGUGGUAAGGUGCUUGAUCCAGGAGGGCUGCUUGCGAACUGGAAAUGCUAUGGAUCCAUCCCUGUGUGGCUGCGUGCUGGUAUCUAGCUCCUUGGAAGGAAUAUAGCUCAGUAGCUGGUAAAGGGGGGUAGUCAAGAUUACUUAGGGACUGUCCUGAUUUGUAGCACCUGGGCUCAAAGCAGCUCUUGGAAGUAUGGUGGUGAGAGUUUGUGAGGUGGACUGCGUGGGCCCAGUCUUGGAAAAGAGAUAUACUGAGGAUUAUCACUGCAGAUUUUUGGAACCAGUGUGAAUGUGAUAUCUAGUAUAAAUGUAUCAUUGAUGCUAUUUUCAUUUAUUUUAAAUAGAAAACAAAGUGCUGUUGGAAUGGAUGGUCCAAUCUUGGGAUGAUGAGUGGACAGUCAGGAGUGAGAGAUUAACUUUGGACAGAUCUGAGAGGUUGAAUCUUACUGCGACCUUCCUUCUGGUACCCAGUUAAGGACUUACAUAGCUGAACAAUGUAUUGGAAGAAUGUGACCAAGAACAGGAGAUUCUGGGGGGGCAGGGUCCACUUGAGUUUGAGCAAGUAAGUGUGUGUGGGCUGAAGAAUACCUCUCUGAGAAUACAAGACCUCAUAUAUGCUGCGAAGGCAACACGCCUUGGAGCCUCAGCAGCCAGCUCCGGUGCUAGCUCUUCCUCUGACUUGCCAAGUACUCAGAAAAUUGUGUUUGAAGCUGGUGCAGGGAGCCUGGGGAGACUUGGUCACUACACUCUCUCAUCUCUUAUUUCUGCUUGCAACUCAAAAAAUGGCAACACUAGCUCCUCUUCCUCAACCAAAAUGUGAUACUCUUUAAGAGCUCUUGACUGUGGAUUGUGACCAUUUGAGGAACUCAGGUGCCUCAAUCAUGAGAAGGACUCUUUUUGCAUUUUGGGAGUGUUAUGAGAAGAGUAGGUUGGGGUGGAGCUUGAGUCUAACUUCUGAUUCUUAUUGGACCUCAUAUGUCCCUGCCAUUCAUUAGGACAUUGCUACUGGGGCUCCAGAUUGUUCAAAACAUUAACUAUUGUCUAAGGACAUAGCAGGAGAACAGGUCUGUCUGUGUGUACUGGGAGGGCUGCAACUCUGGUUGCAAUUGGUGCAUGACUGGUCUUUCCCAUAUACUCCCGAGGAGGCCAGGAGAAGUUGCAGCCAGGUGAUUCUUACAAGGUUUUUCUGGGAGGUUGAGCAAGAGAAAGACCAGCAAAUUCUAUGUCCCUUCCCAGCUUGGACCCCCUCCCCAGCUACCAAAGAGGGGUUUCUGUGACUGCUUUUGACUCUUAAAGCCAACCUUUUCUUUCUCUGUAGACUCUGUCCCACACCUGGUCAGCUGCAACCUGCAGAGUUAGUUCAGCACACAGGCACCUCAAAGGGCUCGUAUUCCACGAGGCCCACAGUUCCGCCAACAUUCCAUCUCUUUCUACAGUGAGCCAAAGCCUUGAUCCAUAGAAACUUCAGCAGCACAAGAUGUGUGAGGUUGGGAGAGCCUGCACAUUGCCAUCCCACUUCUCAGUGUCAAGUGGGUGCUUCAUUUGGGAGAAAGCAGGGAAGACAAGGACCUUGAAACCUUGGAGUCUAGAGAGAUACGUUACUUUCCCAUGCCCUUUCCUUGACGCAGCUCUCAGAGGAUGCAGGGCUGGGCACUGGAGGGGCAGGGACAGAUAGCCCAGCAUCAAUCUCCCAUUUCUCAGAAGAACCAGCCUUUCACAAAGGAACAGAGGGGCUUGGCAUCUGACUGUGGGAAGAUGUCCUGUUUUUGAACCUCUCAGUUAAUGGGACAGGUGGGUGGGAGGGGUCCUCUGAUGAAGCCUUUGAGGCCCACAGCCACUACCAGGAGUCUGAGCUGCCCCCUAUGCUUGUGAAUUAUUUCUUAGUCCCCAGACAGUGGAAGGGUUAUUGAAUUUUGGUGCUGUUAUCUUUUGGUAGGAAGUUGAUGGGGGGAAUAUGUAGAAUUCUUGUUUCGCUACCUCUAUCUGACACAUGAAACAAGAGUGUGGAGUAGAUAGAUCUGCUGGGAAUUGCUCUCCCAAGGGUCAGUGUGGGCUCUGUUGUUUCCACAUCAUUAUCAACAGGGUGCCUCGGGCGAGUGAGGGGCUUGCCCAUUGCCCUUGGCUGUGGCAGGGUCAUCUCUGUCCUCUGCUGUGGAUGUCACAUGGAUCCACCUUGGAAGUCAUGGAAGUGUGCAGUAAGGACACAGUCAGGACUGCACAGCACUUCUGUCAAGGGGGAUGUGGCCAGGCUGUUGGGCAGGGCCUCUGCUGGUGUUUAGUGUGGAGUCUGAACUGGGAGGUUGCACUGUGGAAUGAGCUGGAUGCUGGGGCCUUAGAUGAGUUGUGGGAGGGGAAGGGUAGAUCUGAUGCUCCAAUUACUAAGUUGAAUGCAUGAGUCUGAGAAAGUCUUCAAGUACCAUUCAGGUUUAAUUUCUGAACUGCUUUUCAUGGGCCAGAGAUGGAGGCCAUGGAUGGGGUGUGUGUCACCAGUUGCCUGUUCAUGUCCACAGCCUGGGGAGGAGAGACAACCUCCUGCUUAUGUGAGCAGCUCUCGGCCCUGUAUCCACUCACACUCUCCCACCUGGAGGGACCGUGCCAUCCUGGACAUGGUUCUUCCAUCACACAUGGAGGCAGUUCUUGUGGCUCCCCUCUUGUCACCCCAAGGUCUGUGGAUGUGCAGAGGGUAGGGGCAAAGAGGGGUGUGGUGGGGAGAUCUCAGCGCUCUCCCUGGGGCCCCCAGCAGACUUUUGACCUCCAGAUGCCUAAUGGCUUCCUGCUUUCGGUUCUUCUUUUCUUAGGAGUCUGGAUUGACUCUUGGUUUCGUCAUGAGAUUUCUUGCUCUCAUUUCGAAGUCUCUUUUCUUCCUUCAACUUUCUUUGGGGCUUCCCCCAUUCAUGCCAGGUUUUCUUGUGAAGAUUCUUCAAACCUUGUUUCCAUUUCUUGAAUGUUGAAUAUUGCAUCACCGUGCUAGGGUGCUUUAUGGUGCUGUCUGAGAGGCCAGCUGGGUAGAACUGGCUCCUCCUGCUGUUCUUUAGAUCUUGCUAUAUUUCAUCUUUGAUUUUUUUUUCCCCAUAGGGGUUUGGGGUGGGUGACUUGGGAGUAGAUUUGUGUUCUCUCUCUCUUUUCUGUAUGAAUGAACUGGUUACAGUCAGUUAGCAUGAGCUGCUGACUUCAUGGUAUUGACUGGUUGGCUGACUUUGGUUCCAAAUUAAAGACAAACCAAUAUGUUGUACAGCUGUGUACAGAACACCUUUGAGUGUGAAUUUGGAUGGCGACUAGAGGCUUACUUUUUGAACUUCAGGUAUGUAACUCAAAAGUAAAUAAAAACACUAUUUUUUCAGUAAGCUUUUUUUUUUUCUUCUAAAAGAUAACUUAGAAAGCAAACUACAAAAACAUUAAAUCGGUGCUGUACCUAAGCCUUAUACAAACAUUCUACACUCUGUAUAACCUGUCUCUGGGGCGCUCUCUGCUCCAUCACCCUCUUCUCAAAGCCUGGGAAUGCCAGCAUGUGCCAAGCCUGGGGCUAGGUAUUGGGGACUAGCAGGCCAAGGGGACCCUGGGAGCAGAGGAUGAUGGUAAAGAUAGGCAUGGUCCUGCUACCUGAGCAGAUAUGGAAAGGAAACCAGGCAUUUAGGUGUGUGUGGCAUGUGUGUGCAUGUGUGUGUGUGUGUGUGUGUGUGUAUGAGCUUAUAGGUGCACAAUGCCAAAGUGAAUGCACCAACUGGGGCUUGAAAGAGAGACCCAGGUGGGCCCCAGGAGUGGGGCGAAGGGGCAUGCUCCCUCCCAUUUCCUGUCUCCUGUUUCUCCUCUGUCAGGGAGUGGAGGUAUACAGGAAAUAGCUACACUCUCAACCAGGUGCUUCUUCCUCAAAAUCUCCAAACUUUAAGUACUUCUAAAAGGCCCAUCCAAGGGGCAGGCAUCUCUGGCCACCAAAUCAUAGACUGCCAGGACUGGGAGGAGCCUUUCCUCUCCCCAGCCCUUGCUUGGGUUUUGGGGAAGAGAGUUGCUCCUGCAGGGUCCCUGCACCUUCUUGCUGUCGCUGCCACUCUCCAGUUGGGCUCCCAUUGGCUAUCUUGCUCCAUCCCAACGCACAGAAAAGAGCCCCCUGGAGAUGAUUCCUCAGUCACACUACUCUGUGGCCCUGAGCAAUAAUGCCUGCCCUGGCUACCAGUGACAGUGAUUCCUUUGGCCUUGGCCUUGCCAGUUAAAAACAGUGACACCCCAAACUUAGUUAGGGAGAGAAUCUGCCGUCUCCUUGGGUCAGGCUGCUGUGCCAGGCUUCACUCGCUGGUAUUUUCAGGCUUGCUAAAUACUAACCAACUCAUUGCCAGUAACACUGCAUGUUCAUAUCCUGAAUUAAAAAUCAAAAUGAGCGAACAAGUACAUAAGUGAACCAAGAGAGAAAAAAAAAAUAAACGGCGCAUCAAAUGACAAGAUGUGUAGCCAGUGAAGGUACCCUUGGGAGUGUUGCGAAUUAAACUGAGUAAAAAGUUUAGUAUUUAAAUUACUCCUCAUGUAACAUUACUCUGCUUCAAAAAUGUUUUGUAUUUUGAUAUAAAUAAACAUU
Molecule: messenger RNA, 16139 nt
Organism: Chinchilla lanigera (long-tailed chinchilla)
Lineage: Eukaryota; Metazoa; Chordata; Mammalia; Rodentia; Chinchillidae
Gene: Igsf9b
Product: immunoglobulin superfamily, member 9B
Exons: 20
Coding region: 165-4475 (1436 amino acids)
Biological process (GO): cell-cell adhesion
Molecular function (GO): protein binding
Source: RefSeq, a predicted model, not a curated record